AUGGCUUCUUCAAUCGCCAACUUGUGCAAUACAAUCAUUGGCACAGGCAUGCUAGCCACUCCUGGUGCAUUUCGAUAUACAGGUCUUUUGCCGGGCAUGUUCCUCAUCAUCCUUUGCGGCUUCACUUCGGCUGCUGGCUUGAUCUUACUAACGAUGUGUGCAGAUACUUUGGGUGGACGCAAGAAUAGCUUUUUCAGCAUAGCUCUUAAAACGAUACCAAACGGUGCAAGAUUUUUCGACGCAGCAAUCGCUAUCAAAUGCUUCGGAGUCAGUAUCUCAUACCUUAUCAUUUCAGGACAAUUGAUGCCACAAGUCGUUCUUUCUUUUGCAAAAGCACUCAACAGUCACGAAACUUUACCGGGCUUUUUGUUGGACCGCAGCUUUUGGAUCUUUGCUUUCAUGGUUGCCCUUGUCCCUCUUUGUUUCUUGCGCAGACUUGAUUCACUACGGCAUACCUCAUACCUAAGCUUACUAGCAGUGAUGUAUCUGGUCAUCAUUGUGCUCUACUACAGUCUUCCCUCCAAAAAAGAACACUUACCCGAACCUGGCCCGAUCUAUAUCAUCAACAUCGAUGGACAUCAUUUCUUAUCCGUCUUUCCCGUCUUCGUCUUUGCUUUCACUUGUGCUCAAAACAUGUUACCGGUUCACAAUGAAAUGCGGGCAGCACGACCUUUACACUUCUUCCGCACCCGUAAAGCAAUCUUUUCAAGCAUCUCACUAGCAGGAACAGUAUACUUGAUCGUGGGAGUGUUGGGCUAUGUCUCAUUCGGAUCCAACGUUGGCGCAAAUAUCAUUACGAUGUAUCCCGAUACUAGCUUGUUCGUUUGCUUUGGUCGUGUAUCAAUUGUGAUCUUGACACUUUGUAGCUACCCUCUCCAGGUGCAUCCCUGCCGAGCUGCUCUAGACAAGGUCUUGGCACCCAGACGAGCCUCUUUGGACAGUUUACCCUCCACACAGUUAAACGGAAUACCCGAUACACAUUACCGGGACGAUGAAGGCAACAUAUCGAGCGAUAAUGCGGGUCAUGAUUCUGUGGAUGUUCCACCUCAGUUGGCGGCAAGUAACAAUGCUCAGUCGGAAAUGUCGAUUCAAAGACUGUGCAUUUUGACCGGAAUCAUUCUUACGGCAACUUUCAUCAUCGCCCUCAUUGUAGACGAUCUUGGGUUGAUCUUGGGAUAUGUGGGAAGUGUGGGAUCUACAACAAUCUCUUUCAUCUUGCCCGGACUCUUGUUCAGCUCUUUGCAUAAAGAUGGCAGCCGUGCCAAAUUUAGAAGGUUGGCUCAAGGCUUGGUCGUGUAUGGUGUGCUGGUGAUGAUCAUGUGUCUAGCAGCCAACAUACUAAAAUCCGUUAGGAAUAUACCCUCAAAAGCAGAUGCGGAAGCAUUUGCUAUUGAAACUCGCCGUCUUUCCUCAUUGGUUCUUUAA
This is a messenger RNA of Meira miltonrushii, 1425 nucleotides long. RefSeq lists its product as uncharacterized. Gene Ontology annotation, molecular function: L-tyrosine transmembrane transporter activity; L-glutamate transmembrane transporter activity; L-arginine transmembrane transporter activity. The coding region runs from base 1 to 1425 and encodes 474 amino acids. The transcript has a single exon. Gene Ontology annotation, biological process: amino acid transmembrane transport. Lineage: Eukaryota; Fungi; Basidiomycota; Exobasidiomycetes; Exobasidiales; Brachybasidiaceae. Gene Ontology annotation, cellular component: fungal-type vacuole membrane. The record is from RefSeq and is a predicted model, not a curated record.